Messenger RNA from Anneissia japonica, 1400 nucleotides. Its product is annotated as stAR-related lipid transfer protein 5-like. The transcript has 6 exons. The coding region runs from base 332 to 973 and encodes 213 amino acids. NCBI's taxonomy places the organism in Eukaryota, Metazoa, Echinodermata, Crinoidea, Comatulida, Comatulidae. Gene Ontology annotation, molecular function: lipid binding. The record is from RefSeq and is a predicted model, not a curated record.
AUAGAACUAUUACUAAGAUACCACAAUCUUGACUUCCGAGUUGGACUUCGGUAUUGUAUUGUUAUAACGUUGUCGAACCAUGGUUGAACUAACACUCGCGUGCACUUCAGUCAGAAUUAACGAGUUGAGUACUUUAUCUUGACCUGAUAUUCAGCGAUUUCAGUAGGCCUAUCAGGGACCAAGCGCAAAGGCUAUGCUUAAUAUAAAUAUUCCUGGAUCCGCCCUUAACUAAGUGUACAAACGAACUCUCCACCACAUAUCGUUGAGUGCAGUUCUCUGCUCCUGUUCUUCGGUGCUAGACGUACAGUAAAACCUAUUACCAUCACGUAACAUGGCCAAUGAAACAAACUACAUAGAAGCAGGCGUAGAGGCAGCAGAAAGACUACUAGGUAUAUACAAGGACAGUGAAAGCUGGAGGGAGACUAAGAAGACAGAAGAUAUCAUUGUAUACGGCAAGCAGUCCACAGAGUUCGGUGGCCACAUAUAUAAAGCUGAACUUGUCGUAGACGGUGCACAGGAUGUUGCAAUGAAGACUUGGCUACCACAUCCAUUGGGAACAAGGAUGGAAUGGGACAGUUUCCUGGAAUUGUGUGAAAUCAUUAAAGAUUUCGGUGAUGAUACAAUGAUCAUGCGAACAGUUUCUAAGAGCAUAGCAAUGGGCUUGAUAUCAAAACGCGAAUUCUGUGACAUCGUAAAAAUCAGCCAUUAUACCGAUCUACAAGCUAUAAGUUCCAGUUGUUAUAGCAUAGAAUACCCGGACUGCCCAAUCCAAAGCAGCUACGUACGUGGUAAAAACUACGCAUGCGGAGCGUUCUUUCGAGCAGUGUCGGGUGAAGAAAACAAAUGCGAGAUGACGUACAUUGUGCAAUCCGAUAUUGGCGGUAUGCUUCCAAGGACUCUAGUGGAUAGCGCGGUACCAAACAACAUGGUGAAGAUGAUGCAGACGUUCAAAUCAGCAGUAGCCAAUAAAUAAGCGUUUAUGAAAAUCAUCGAAUUAAAAAAAGCAAUUGCAACUGGGAAUAUUAAAACACAUAUACCUUUCCUAAGCACAUAACGUUGCCACAUUAAUUUCUAUCCAUAUUAUGGCUAAGUUAAAAAAUUCCACGGGGAAGGUCUGAACAAAUUUUCCUAGGAACUACAGUGAAGGUCACAGAGUAAGACCAGUGGUAGCCAUAUUAAGGGAAGAGAUUAUAUAGUGUGGGAUAAUAAAAAUUGUGCUUUUAUAUUUCAGUCCAACGACCUCAAGUACCAUCCGAUGACAGUGGUCUAUGAUUAUUGACUAUGUGGUGGGGGUGGUGGAAGGGGAAUGCAUGCACAAAUGUAUUUGUCAAGCACAACAUAAUAACUUAACAUUGUGUAUUUAACAUUCAUAAUGAGAAAUAAAAAUAUGAAAAUCAUUA